This is a messenger RNA of Emiliania huxleyi CCMP1516, 564 nucleotides long. RefSeq lists its product as hypothetical. The coding region runs from base 1 to 564 and encodes 187 amino acids. The transcript has a single exon. Gene Ontology annotation, molecular function: protein binding. NCBI's taxonomy places the organism in Eukaryota, Haptophyta, Isochrysidales, Noelaerhabdaceae. The record is from RefSeq and is a predicted model, not a curated record.
AUGGCCUGGCCGCGAAGCGCCCAGGGUGCCGCCCGUCGAGCCCACGCGCUGAAGCGAGCGCUGCUGCGCCACCUCGCCGACGAGACGUACGUGAAGCUGGCCCCAUCCAGGGUGGCUGGCGUUGGUGUCGUUGCGCUUCGUGACAUACCCAGUGGCAUCGACCCGUUCCGUCCCGCAAACGCGCACCUUUGCACGCCGGAGCCACAUGUUCUAGUGACGGAGAACGAGCUCGAUGCGCUCCCGGCAUUAGUACGAGAGCACGCCCUCGACUUUUUCGCGCCGAUCGACGACCCGGAGGACGCCAAGCGGCCUUUCCGCACGCAGAGCGGCGCUCGCGUCUACGGCAUCCACGCGUGUGGGACGGCGGUCCUCGACGCGUCUUGGUUUGUGAACCACAGCGAACAGCCCAACCUCGAGCUAGUGAACUACGAGGGCUCAGCUUUCAACUCGUUCCGCACUCUGCGACCCGUGAGGGCGGGGGAAGAACUGUUGCACGACUACGCGCGGAGCUUCCCAGAGAUCCACGCUCGGUGUGUCGCUGCGACCCGGCAAUGCAAAAACUAG